Apus apus (common swift) is the source of this 3101-nucleotide messenger RNA. Its product is annotated as melanotransferrin-like. The record is from RefSeq and is a predicted model, not a curated record. Gene Ontology annotation, cellular component: plasma membrane; early endosome; recycling endosome. The transcript has 17 exons. Bases 81 to 2300 code for a protein of 739 amino acids. Gene Ontology annotation, biological process: iron ion transport. NCBI's taxonomy places the organism in Eukaryota, Metazoa, Chordata, Aves, Apodiformes, Apodidae.
UUUGGUCAUCACUGUGGAAUUCCUGGUAUGAGGACACAGAGCUUCAGGGUAGAGAGGAUCCUUGCUGAAGUGCUGUGAUCAUGAAGACAGUGAUUUUGAUAGUCCUAAUCAUCUUCACUUUGCUGUCUGCAGGGAAGAAAUUCCGAUGGUGCACCCUCUCUGACCUAGAACAGAGGAAGUGUGCUGAGAUGUCCAAAGCACUUACAGCUGUGCUGCCCCUUGCUACUGUCAAUUCAUUUGCUAGGAUAUCUUGCAUCAGAGCUCACAGCACAUAUGACUGCAUUGAUAAAAUCAGGGUGAAUAAAGCAGAUGCUGCCUCCUUGGAUGCUGGAGAUGUUUACUCUGCUGUAAAGCUGUAUGGUUUGACAGUGGUGGCAAAGGAGAUCUAUGAUGAAGGGAAUUGUGUGUUUGCUGUGGCCGUUGCCAAACGAGGAACCCUGGACAUCCAGAGGCUACGAGGUGUGCGCAGCUGCCACAAUGGAGCCAGAUGGACCUCAGGCUGGAAUAUUCCAUUUGGCUUUCUCCUUGCAAGAAAUGAGCUUUCCUGGGACAAGGCACAACCUCUCAGCCAAGUAAUUAGUGAGUAUUUCAAUGCAAGUUGCAUCCCUGGGAUUGGUGUUGCUGCUCCUCGACUGUGUGCUCUCUGCCAAGGACAAAAAUCCUAUGUCAGAGACAAGAACCACUUCUGUGAGACAAGUGGUAACGAGCCCUUCUAUGACUCUGAGGGAGCCUUCAGGUGCUUGAAGAAUGGAAUGGCAGAUGUUGCCUUUUUAGAUCAUCUAACAAUUAUGAGUGCCACAGAGUCAGAACAACAGGAAUAUGAACUCCUAUGUCCUGAUGGGACUACAGCUGAUCUGGCUGAAUACAGCACCUGUAACUUGGGCAAGGGGCCUGGCCGUGCCAUCAUCACCCGCCACAACUUCCAGAAGAUCACAAACAAGUUUCUUACCAUGAUCCAACGCCUCUUUGGGCAAAAAGGAAGGGAAAGAGCCAGGUUUGAACUCUUCACUUCAGCACCCUUUGGGGGAAAGAACCUGCUAUUCCGGGAUGCUACUCAGCACCUCCAUCUUCUUGAGGAGCAACUAGAGAUUGCCUAUGUCCUUGGUCUGGAUUAUGUAGCUCUCCUUAAGGGACUUGGCCAUGAAGGGAGCUCCUUGGACAACAGUGUCGUGCGUUGGUGCUGCAUCAGCGAUGCUGAGCUCCGCAAGUGUGAGGAGUGGGCACUGAGCAUCAAAUCCGACCCAUUAGUCUGUGUCCAAGCAACUUCCAUGACCAAAUGCAUUGAAAUGAUCAAGAGUAGUGAGGCUGAUGCAGUCACCUUGGACCCAACACAUGUCUACAUUGCAGGGAAGUGUGGAUUGGUGCCUGUAGCUGCAGAAUGUUAUGGGGGAGACUGUGCCCCGGCUGCUGAGAGCAGGGAGGAAGCAGGGAAACUAAUUCAUCUUAAGCACAAAGCACUGCCACCUGUUUAUGCUAUUGCCCUAGCUAAGAAAAACACCAAACAAAUCAACAUCCAUAACCUUAGAGGAAGACGAUCCUGCCACAAUUACCUGUAUAGUCCAGGAGGAUGGUUACUUCCUUCCAGAUACACAGUGGGAGCUCUGGAGAAUGCUACUGAGAAUUGUGACAUUGGCUCUGUUUAUCAGGAUUACUUUUGGAAAGGCUGCAUGCCAGGAGCAGAGGGAAACCUGUGCAAGGUGUGCGUUGGAGACAGUGAGGUGGAAGGGGCUCGAGUAUCUAGCAGAUGUGUUGCAAGUCACAACGAACGUUACUAUGGCAAUAUGGGAGCACUCAGGUGUCUAGUUGGCAAUCCCAGUGGAAGAAGCUUUGGAGAUGUUGCUUUCCUGGAACACACUAACCUACUCCAGAACAUAAAGAGUCUGGAUAGCUCUGGCUGGGCAAAAGGUUAUACCCCUCUUGACUUUGAACUCUUGUGUCCAGACGGAACACGUGCUGCAGUCACAGAAUGGGCAGGCUGUAACCUUGGCCCCGUUCCCCCCAGCACAGUCAUAACUCGACCAGUCACUGUCACUAAAAUCUAUGACUUUCUGAUGAAAUCCCAGGCCUCUCUGGGAAGCAAACGAGAUUCCAAGUUCCAUCUCUUUCAGUCGUGGAAGUAUGGUGAAAGUGAUCUGCUUUUCAAAGACAGUACUCAAUACCUUGUUCAUGCAAGUCACAUGAGCUAUCAAGAAAUUCUUGGAGUACCUUUCUUGCAACUGGCAGAAUCAGUGUUUAACUGUACAUCUGCAGGCAUCUUGGACUUUUGCAAACAGGACAUCUGCACAUCCUCAUCCAACUGACAGCUAAUACAGAGGCUUUGCAGGGCACAUGCAUCACCAUCAAUAUGGAAAACAAGGAAACAUGCAAGUCCAAUGUCUCCAAAUCAAUCUGCAAGGAAACAGUUAUCUCUAGAAAUGUAUGCUGAAUAUUCUUUUUUUUAAAGCAUAUUUUAUGUUUAUGAUAAUGUAAUACUACUCAUAUGUCACCCCUUUCUUGUUUGGACCGUGGCAACAUGUGGAACAGCACAGGCCAGUCUGCACAACCCACAGCACAGAUCAGCAAUUCUGUACAACUACUAUGGAGAAAUCAGCAUUUUUGAGGAAAGAGCAGGGCCAAUACCAUGGACUAAACACAGGCUGUCAGGAGUGGCACAGGUUAGUUGGUAGCUGUUUGCCUUGUUUGUCUUGUAAACUGUUUCCAUGCAGAAGAAAAACCCCCAAACAAGUGACAUUUUGGUAGUUGCAGCCUUUUCCUCCUGUAUCUAUGAUUUUGGUUGCACCUAAAGUCCUUGCUGAAUACACAUAUGUGCUAUAGGUUAAUAUAUGUAAUUGCUAUCACGAUUAGGAGUCUUUUCUGCUUUUUAACUGGUAUUUGCUUUUUAAACCUAGGAUUUAUACUAGUAAAUUGAAACAUUUUUCUCUCACAAAUUAACAUCUCAUGGCCAGAACUGGAUGCUUGCAGCCUUAAGGUGAAAGAAAACAAUGGAUAUUCAUCCUUGUCAAAAACUCCAACCAUUAGCUUUUAGUACUUUGAAUCCAUGAGUCUAUGAAGUGUCAAAAUAUGAUUUAUCAAUUAAAUAUCAUUUGUUUUACAAGCACAAA